AUGUUCAAUCUAUCUAGCCAAACAAAAUUAGAUCAUUCAUUCUUUGAUGAAGACUGUAGUACUUUAAGUCAAAAAUUACUUGGGUGCGAGUUAGUUCGUAAAUUAAAAGAUGAUAGCCUGGUAGCAGGAAGAAUUGUCGAGACUGAAGCCUACUUAGGCGGUGAUGACAAAGCAUCCCAUUCCUGCGGUAACAAAGCAACUGAACGUAAUCGAGCAAUGUUCAUGGCACCAGGUACCGCCUAUGUUUAUCAAAUAUACGGUAUACACUUUUGCUUUAAUAUUUCUAGUCGAGGAGAUGGUGCUGCUGUUUUGGUUAGAGCUCUUCAACCUACUUAUGGAAUCGACCACAUGACUAAAUUGAGAUUAAACGGUAAGCAGAAGAAUAAAAGAAAUACAGCCGUCGAGAAAUUAUGUAACGGACCAGCCAAGUUAUGCCAAGCUUUGGCUAUAGAUAAAACCAUAAAUUGUCUUGACUUAUGUCAAAGUAACGAGAUAUGGAUUCAGCCUAAACCACAGGAUAAGCAGCUAGAAUUGGUCAGUGCCAAAAGAAUCGGUGUUGAAUAUGCUGGUAAUUAUUGGGCAUCACAACCAUUAAGAUUUUACAUCAAAGAUAAUGUUUGCGUUAGCGUUACAGUUAAGAAGUAA
This is a messenger RNA of Trichoplax adhaerens, 645 nucleotides long. RefSeq lists its product as uncharacterized. Gene Ontology annotation, biological process: base-excision repair. Gene Ontology annotation, molecular function: alkylbase DNA N-glycosylase activity; DNA binding. The transcript has a single exon. The coding region runs from base 1 to 645 and encodes 214 amino acids. NCBI's taxonomy places the organism in Eukaryota, Metazoa, Placozoa, Uniplacotomia, Trichoplacea, Trichoplacidae. The record is from RefSeq and is a predicted model, not a curated record.